AUGUUCUGCCGAGCUGCUCAACUCUACUGGGAGCAGAGAAACAGGCAGGUGGGAGAGAGAGAGAGAGCGAGAGAGAAGCACGAAAACAUCAACACUCAAAAUAACCCUGAUUCUCAGGAACUUCAGUAUUACUUCCUGGUGAUUUUCGGCCACGAUGGGCAGAAACCUCUGGAGCUGCGGACAGAAGAGGAUGCAGAUUGUAAUGAGUGGGUGGAGGCCAUUCAACAGGCCAGUUAUUCAGACCUCAUCAUCGAGCGGGAAGUUCUCAUGCAGAAAUACAUCCAUCUGGUGCAGAUCACGGAGACGGAAAAGGUGGCGGCAAAUCAGCUGCGGACGCAACUGGAAGACCAGGAUACAGAGAUCGAGAGACUGAAGGCAGAGAUUGUCGUUCUGAAUAAAACAGAAGAGCGAAUGUUGCCCUAUCAGUCCAAUCCAGAGGAAGAAGAUCCAGAUAUCAAGAAAAUCAAGAAGGUGCAAAGCUUCAUGCGUGGUUGGCUGUGCAGAAGGAAGUGGAAGAUCAUCGUACAGGACUACAUCUGCUCACCUCACGCCGAGAGCAUGAGAAAGAGAAACCAGAUCGUCUUUAACAUGGUGGAGGCCGAGACGGAGUACGUGCUCCAGCUCUCCAUCCUGGUCAACUGCUUCCUGCGGCCGCUCAGGAUGGCGGCCAGCUCCAAAAAACCCCCCAUUACUCAUGACGAUGUCAGCAGCAUCUUCCUCAAUAGUGAGACGAUAAUGUUUCUCCAUGAGAUAUUCCAUCAAGGCUUGAAGGCUCGGAUAGCCAACUGGCCGACUUUAGUGUUAGCGGAUCUCUUCGACAUCUUGCUGCCGAUGCUGAACAUUUAUCAGGAGUUUGUGCGGAACCAUCAGUACAGUUUGCAGGUUCUGGCCAACUGUAAACAGAACCGGGACUUUGACAAGCUUCUGAAGCAGUAUGAAGCCAACGCCGCCUGUGAGGACCGAAUGCUGGAAACCUUCCUCACCUACCCCAUGUUUCAGAUCCCGCGGUACAUCAUCACCCUUCAUGAGCUCCUCGCCCACACGCCUCAUGAACAUGUGGAGCGCAAGAGUCUGGAGUUUGCCAAAUCCAAACUUGAGGAACUGUCCAAAAUGAUGCACGAUGAAGUGAGUGACACAGAAAACAUCCGUAAGAAUCUGGCGAUCGAGCGAAUGAUCGUGGAGGGCUGUGAUAUUCUGCUAGACACCAGUCAGACGUUUGUACGGCAGGGCUCUCUGAUUCAGCUGCCCUCCGUGGAGAAGGGUAAACUGAGUAAGGUGCGUCUGGGCUCGCUGUCGCUCAGGAAAGAAGCCGAACGCCAGUGUUUCCUGUUCACCAAACACUUCCUCAUCUGCACACGCACCUCCGGCGGCAAACUGCACCUGCUCAAACAGGGAGGCAGGUUGUCUCUGAUAGAGUGUGCGCUUAUCGAGGAGCUGGACGCCAGUGAUGAAGACUAUAAUGCUGCUGGUCAGGGAUUCAAUCGUCUGGAGUUUAAAAUAGUGGUUGAACCUGCUGAUGGUCCGUCGUUUGCAGUCGUUCUGCUCGCUCCGUCUCGGCAGGAGAAAGCAGCCUGGACCAGCGACAUGAGCCAGUGCAUUGACAACAUUCGCUGCAACGGCUUGAUGACCAGCGUGUUUGAGGACAACUCCAAAGUCACCGUGCCGCACAUGAUCAAGUCUGACGCCCGACUGCAUAAAGACGAUGUGGACAUCUGCUUCAGUAAGACGCUGAACUCCUGCAAGGUGCCACAGAUCCGUUACGCCAGCGUGGAGAGACUCCUGGAACGACUGACCGACCUGCGCUUCCUGUCCAUCGACUUCCUCAACACCUUCCUCCACACCUACCGCAUCUUCACCACCGCUGCUGUCGUCAUGGACAAACUCUCCGACAUCUACAAGAAACCCUUCACGUCUAUACCGGUCAGGGCUCAGUAUCAUUCGUCCGACCGUUUGUCCAUCACCUCCAUCUGUCCAGACUACAGCCUGAAGAUCACAAGGCUUGUACUGGACCAGUCCAAUUGUAUGAUGUUCCUGACAGCUGUACUGGAUUCAGUAUCAUUGGAUAAGUUCAUUCCUGAGACGACCACGUCCAGUGAUUCAGGAGACAUGUCUCCAUGCCGUUCACCAUCCACCCCGCGACACCUCCGCUACCGAACGCCUGCAGGUCAGUCUCCCGAUAGCUCCCGCUGUGCCGUGUCCCCCGCGUCCGCCUUCGCCAUCGCCACCGCCGCAGCUGGACACAGCAGCCCGCAAGGAUUUACCAACCCUGAGAAAUCCUACGACAAGGAGUUCCUCAUCCGCAGGGCCGCCACCAACAGGGUGCUCAACGUCCUGCGCCACUGGGUUUCCAAACACUCGCAGGACUUUGAGAUGAACGCAGAGCUGACGACGGCUGUGAUCGCUCUGCUGGAGGAGGUGCUGCGAGAUUCAGAUCUUCUGCCGCAGGAGAGAAAGGCCGCAGCUAACAUACUGAGUGCACUUUCUCAAGAAGAACAAGAUGAUUCACAGCUGAAGAUUGAGGACAUAGUGCACAUGUCCGACUGUCCAAGAGUCGAAUGCUUUGAGUCGCUGUCGGCGAUGGAACUAGCAGAACAAAUCACUCUACUGGACCAUAUUGUGUUCUGGAAUAUUCCAUACGAGGAGUUUCUUGGUCAAGGCUGGAUGAAAACGGAUAAAAAUGAAAGGACUCCAUACAUUAUGAAGACCAGUCAGCACUUCAAUAAUAUGAGUAAUCUGGUAGCGUCUCAGAUCAUGGCUCCUGCAGACGUGAGCUCCAGAGCCACAUCCAUUGAGAAGUGGCUAGCCGUGGCUGAUAUAUGUCGCUGUCUCAACAACUACAACGGGGUGUUAGAGAUCACAUCCGCACUGAACCGCAGCGCCAUCUACAGGCUAAAGAAAACGUGGGCCAAGGUUUGCAAACAGACCAAGGCACUUAUGGACAGAUUGCAGAAGAUAGUUUCAUCGGAAGGGAGGUUUAAGAAUCUGAGGGAAACUCUGAAAAACUGUAACCCUCCGUGUGUGCCCUAUCUGGGCAUGUACCUGACGGAUUUGGCGUUUAUCGAGGAGGGAACGCCCAACUUCACAGAGGAGGGUCUCGUCAACUUCUCUAAAAUGAGGAUGAUCUCACACAUAAUACGAGAGAUCCGACAGUUUCAGCAGGCGCCCUACAGGAUUGAUCUGCAACCCAAGGUAACACAGUUCCUCCUCGACAAGACUCUUGUAAUGGAUGAGGACACACUUUAUGAAUUAUCUCUUAAGAUUGAGCCAAGACUCCCUCCUGCCAACUAAACCUGAUGAUAAUGUUUACAACCAGACUCGGAUAUCAAAAAACUUUUUAUAGUCAGUUUGUGGGAAUCAGUUUCUGUCCACUGUAGAAACAACUUAUCCAUAUAUUAAUUUCAUUCUAUAUAAUUUUGUUUCAUCUUUUUUUUUGUUGCUGUAAACUCAGGUUUAAAUGUGCCUUUUUGCAAAUAUUAUGUACAGUUUCAUAGUGCAUAUUUCUAGCAUGAUGCAUUUUAAUAAUUUGAUAAUUUUUUUACCUGAAUGCACAAUAUCAGUUCCAUUUUUAAAGUCUGAUCAUUCCUUUACUAUAAUGAGAAUGUGUAUGCGUGCAAACAUAUGUUCAGAUGUCAAAAAUGUGUGUGAUUGAUGUUCGCUGGUCCAAUUUUGACAAGCAAGUUUCUCAGUCAAUCUGCCCGCAUGUAUGACAGUCAUGUCAGUACUUUGAUCCACUGGAGUUCGCUGAAAUGUCAAAGCUCAACCAAGCACGUUUACGGUUUACCAAAAUAAAUAUAUUUUUACAUUUGUUAAUAUUAGGUGUCAUCUGUUUACACAGCAUGUUGCAAUGAGACUGCAUUUGCUCAUUUAGCAUGUUUCUGUUUGUAGAAUAUUUUUUAUAUUUUCUGGCAUGUGUGUGCAUGAAUCUGUACUUAAUCAUAUUCUUAAUUCUUCUUUAAAACAUUUUUGUCUCUAACUUUUGGAUUAACAAUAGCAGAUUCAAAGCAUUUAUUACAUAUAUUCUACACUUCAGAAAUACUGUGAUGGUACCAUGAAACAGUGACUUUUGUACACUUUUGUACUGAUUUAUUACCAUAUCUGUGUACUAU
Molecule: messenger RNA, 4106 nt
Organism: Sinocyclocheilus grahami
Lineage: Eukaryota; Metazoa; Chordata; Actinopteri; Cypriniformes; Cyprinidae
Product: ras-specific guanine nucleotide-releasing factor 2-like
Exons: 28
Coding region: 1-3288 (1095 amino acids)
Biological process (GO): Ras protein signal transduction
Cellular component (GO): plasma membrane
Molecular function (GO): guanyl-nucleotide exchange factor activity
Source: RefSeq, a predicted model, not a curated record